This is a messenger RNA of Python bivittatus (Burmese python), 4064 nucleotides long. NCBI's taxonomy places the organism in Eukaryota, Metazoa, Chordata, Lepidosauria, Squamata, Pythonidae. The record is from RefSeq and is a predicted model, not a curated record.
AAGAGUCUAUGCUUAGGGUGGAAGAAGAAUAAGAGUCUUAACAUCACAGUUCUGUUUUUUGUAUGUGUGAUAAAAUACUCAUUUUUAUCAUGCAGUGAUGCCAAUUGGUGGAAAGGAGAAAAUCACAGAGGAGUAGGAUUGUUCCCGUCUAAUUUUGUUACCUCUAACUUAAAUGAUGAGCCUGAGUCAGGACCUAUUGAUAAGGAUGCUCCUGAAGAGGUUACUGAAAUUAAAAAAGCUGAGCCAGAGCCAGUGUACAUAGAUGAGAAUAAGAUGGAUAAGGCAUUGCAGUUACUUCAGAGCAUAGAUCCAACAGAUCCUAAAUCUGAUUCUCCUGAUCUUCUGGAUUUAGAAGAUGUCUGUCAACAGAUGGGUCCCAUGAUAGAUGAAAAGCUAGAAGAAAUUGAUAGGAAGCAUUCAGAAUUGUCUGAAUUAAAUGUGAAAGUAAUGGAAGCUUUGGAACUCUACAAUAAACUAAUGAAUGAAGCUCCUAUGUAUUCUACGUACUCAAAGAUGCAUUCAGCAGCACAGUAUGCACCUACAUCAGCCAGUGUUCCAUUGCAGUCAUAUCCCAUCCAUCCACACAGUGGGAAUUAUGUGGUCCAUGGUAUGCCUCAAAGCUACAAUCCAGGAAGUGAUCAGAUUGGUCCACUGAGGUCCUUGCCUCCAACUGUGAAUUCUUCAGUAACAUCUCAGCCUGCUCAGACUUACUUAAGCCCUGGUCUAGAUUCUGUGUCCAGUUCUACUUACAUGAACCAGAAUUCUUGCCUCCCGCCUGCUGGUCCCGUUUCUUAUGCCCAACCUAUGGGCCUGCCUGUGGAUAUGCUAGCCUACCAGAACACUGCAUCCAGUUUGCCUCAAGGUCCCUGCUAUCCAGCAGCUCCCACUCAUUCACUUCCACAGCAGCAAACAAAUUAUCACCAGCAGCCUCUCCUGUGAAAAUGCAGAGUCUGAGCCUGGAAACAGUUUUACAUGUUGCUGACCCGUAAUCUUUUAAAUGGUCCUUCCAUUGAUUUAAAAGGAUACUUCUGCUCAAGGGAACAGACAACCAAGCAAUUUCAAAGUAAAAGUUAAUUCAAGCUUAAGUGUCUUUCUGCAUAGCUGUUUAAACUAGGUGAGCUGCGGGUGUGUUAAAAAAAAAAAAAAAAAAAAGCUUUCAAUCUUGACUUCUAUAAUAUUCUAUGUCUCCUCGCUAUUGAUAAAAAUGCCACUUCAAUUUUUCCCUUGUAAUAGAAGCUGGGAAACAAAGCUGAUAUAUGCAACUCCUCCUGUUUGCUCUUUCUGGAUUUUGGGAACAUAGUAAUUGUGUUUUAAUGGAACCUUUACAUUUGAAGUGCUUUCUUUGAAACCCAGUUUAAUUGGUUAAUUUGGACUUUGGUUUGCAUCCCUUUGAGAUCAUCAUCUUAACAAGAAUGCCUUUUAAGAUUGUACAGUAGUUAUGAACUUGAGAAACACACACACACACACACACACACACACACACACACACACAGACACUUUGAAUAUCAGAGAAGUUAAUGGCUUUUAUGGUUUCUGCCAGAAUUGAUUUCUUUCUUGCUUUUUUUCAAAAACUAGUUAUUUUUAUUGCUGUUGAGUAAUAUUCCUGGUCUGAAGACAAGAGAGCUUAAAGAGUGCAUUUUUAAGUUCAUAAAUUAAUUCCCAAACACAAAUGGACCUGAUCAAAUUUGGAUCAGUCUUUUCUCUCUGUUCUCAUUCCCUGGCGUUACUGAAUAUUCACCUAUAUGAAGGAGGAGCUGAUGAGUUGAUUAUGCUGUGUUUUAGUCACAGUAAGAAUUUAUGUGCAGAUUCUUUUUUUACCUUAGCUGGUAAAUACGUAUUGUAAAAGGGUGUAUGGAAGGGGAUAUGGCAAUGUAUUUUUCUAGUGUUGAGAAGUCAGAAAGAGUUCCUGUCCAGAUUUUUAAAAAGAAAAAAAGAUUUUCUGUUCUGGAUAUUCCUUCAUUUCUUGCUGCCCAUGGAUUUAUCCUAUUAAUAACAGGAUCAUCCUGAAGGGAAAAAAUACAGCAUACAGUAUAGUUGGAAAGGGGAAUGGACACAUUAUUAAAAUAAGCAGAAAUGUAUAAGUAAAUGCAAGGAAAACCAAAGGCAUUUAUACCACGCUCUCAGAGUUGUUCUGCAGUAUCUGUUGCCUGUGGUAUCUAUUAUCAAAUGAUCCCCACUCUUCACUUCAAAUACUGGUGCUAAGUAAGCUAUUUAGAUUUAUGCUAAUAAUGACUUGGACCAAUAUGUCUUUGGGUAGGCUGUUUCAGAAAAACACAGUUGUUGGUCAUCUCUCUUUAUCAGCAAGAACACUUACAUUUUCCUUUUUUGUGUUGAUUUUGUUUUAAUCUUCUCAAAAAUAUUUAAUUUUAAAGGCUGCUUUUUAAAAUCCUUAUUUAGAGCGAAGUCAGGGUUUUCUCACUCAGCUCCAACGUUUUAUAAACAAAAUGAGGAUUUUGAAUAGUGUGCAUUGUUCUUUCACAUUAAUACAUUAAAUGGUCCAUUUAUAUUUAUCAUAAUCUUUGAUACUACUUUAAGCGGUGCCCAAUAUCUGACUGUGAUGUUGAGUUGAAACAGUCUUUUUUCACUGCAUUUUGUCCUUUAUAUAUAAUGUAUAAAUAAUAAAUGUGUAUAUAUAUCCACUGUCUGAGAUUUUAUACACGACUACAUAUAUACUAAUUCUCUUAAAUCACUGAAGUUUUAUAUGUAGCUGCAUUUGGCUCUAUUGUUAAUUGCUGUAAUCUUAAAAUGCAUUUAUGCAAGCUGUAAAUAUGUAUAAAUUCUAAUGUUCAGUUGGUGUAUUUAGUGUUUUGGUGUCAAUGGGGAUCACAUUUCUUCCCUUUUCUAAACUAAAAUAUUUAUUGUUAAGGCAUGAUUAUAAUGAUGUUACCAAAGGAAUUAACUACAGAUUUCCAUAGUUAGGGCCCGGACUUCAUUUGCAUCAGUGAGUAUUUAGCCAUUGAUUUGAAUGGAAUUUCAACUAUACUGCAGACAUAUACCUAUUUUUAUAUUAAAAGUAAACAAUACUGUGCUUUGCUUGACAUAUACAUUAACUGAAUAAAUAGAAAUUCUUUACAGUUCAUAAUGAGUGUUGUAUUGUGAUUUGUUUUGUGGGCGUUCAAUUAAGGUUCAGUUUAUAUUAGUUUAGAGAUAAUUUACUAUCUUAAAUUUGUGUUUGAAAAGUUGCCCAAAACAAUUAUUUGUUCAAUCUAUAUCACCAUCUGUUUCAGUUUAUUCCCCAGAGAUAGUCAUUCUUAAAUAACCUUGUGAUUCCAAAGACUUUAUAGUCUAAAUGUUUUAAUACUUCCAUUUGCCUUCCUGCCAUGCCCCACCCCCAAUUAAAGUUGUCAGACUUUUAAAUAUCUCCUGCAACUUUUGUGCUGAUUUGGUUUUCCUGAGAAUACGAGAGCCUGGAAAUGAAAUACUGGCAGUUAGGGGAUAGCUGUGUCUUGCUGUUAUUUUUCCACCUGAAAAUGCUUUCUUUUUCUAUGUAUCAGUGCUGGCUGUUAACCAACAUAAUGGGAACCAGUGGUGGAGCUACCCCCACAACUUCAUGCAAGCCCUCCAAAUCUAUUGCUGAUUAGAUUGGGGGAACGUGCAGAAUGGGUGCAGGGAGGAAAGCAAAAGGAUGUGUUUUUGUAAAAGCAGGUAUUUUUUCAUGUAAUGUGAAUAUAACCCAUGUUUUCUCAAGAAAUGUGUCCGAGUGCUACCCAUAAUCAGGUAGUGUGUUUUUUUGGUAAUAAAGUUAUGUUAACUCUUCAUGUAGAAAAAUUUGGCAUGACACUGAAUUAAAUUUACUUUGAAAUUGCGUUAAGUGAGAGAAGAAAAAGAGAUAAUACAGAGUCCUUGGAUCAGUAGAAUGCAUUCUAAAGAUUUACUCUGUAGAAAAAUGCUAUUUUUCUGGUUACUUGUUCAAGUUCAGAUUUAACCAUUUCUUUCCUGCAACAAAUUACAUUUUGAGUAUUUCUAUAGAAUAUUUUUCAAGCAACCUCUGGUAUUAAUGUGCAAUCCAUUACUUUGGAAUAUCUUGUCUCCAACAUAUUUGCACAGACUUGUGCAAAUAAAAC